AUGAUAACUGGAAAGGAUAUCUAUAAUGUUCUUGCUGCAAUAGUACCCUUAUACGUGGCUAUGAUCUUAGCUUACGGCUCAGUUAAAUGGUGGAAAAUUUUUACACCUGAUCAAUGCUCAGGAAUCAAUCGAUUUGUGGCAGUUUUUGCUGUUCCAUUACUCGGAUUUCAUUUCAUCUCGACAAAUGAUAUUUAUGCAAUGAAUUAUCACUUCAUUGCUGCUGAUUCACUGCAAAAAGUUGUGAUUCUUGCAGCCCUUUUUCUGUGGCAUAGUUUCAGCAAAAAUGGGAGCUUAGAGUGGCUGAUCACUCUAUUUUCUCUCUCUACUCUUCCAAAUACUCUUGUAAUGGGAAUCCCCCUGUUGAGGGCUAUGUAUGGAGAUUUUUCGGGCAAUUUAAUGGUUCAAAUUGUUGUUAUGCAGAGUGUGGUUUGGUAUACUUUUAUGUUGUUCAUGUUUGAGUAUAGAGGAGCAAAACUGCUGAUUACUGAUCAGUUCCCAGAGACUGCUGGAUCCAUCACCUCUUUUCGUGUUGAAUCUGAUGUAAUGUCGCUUAACGGCCGCGAGCCGCUGCAGACGGAGGCGGAGAUAGGCGACGACGGCAAGCUGCAUGUGGUGGUGAAGCGUUCGACCACAGCUUCAAUGAUAUCUUCAUACAACAAAGGGUUGCAUUCAACAGGAAUGACUCCAAGAGCAUCAAAUCUAACUGGUGUGGAGAUUUAUUCGGUUCAAUCUUCGCGCGAGCCUACUCCGAGAGCCUCGAGUUUUAAUCAAACAGAUUUCUAUGCCAUGUUUAAUAGCAAAGCUGCAAGUCCUAGACAUGGAUACACGAACAGUAUUGGAGGUGGGACUGGAUCAGGAGGUGGGACUGGAUCAGGAGGCGGGACUGGAUCAGGUGAUGUGUUUUCUUUGCAAUCCUCGAAAGGCGUUACGCCAAGAACGUCGAAUUUCGAAGAGGAGAUGUUGAAGCUUGGGAAGAAGAGAACAGGAGGAAGAAGUAUGAGUGGAGAGUUAUUUAAUGGGGGCUUAGCUUCUUCUUAUCCUCCUCCAAAUCCUAUGUUUUCUGGCCCUAAGAAAAAGGAAAAUAACAAUGUGAACAGUACUACAAAUCCCAACAAAGAACUUCAUAUGUUUGUUUGGAGUUCAAGUGCAUCUCCUGUUUCUGAGGCUAAUAUGAGACAUGCUGUCAAUAAGGCUGCAGCCUCGACUGAUUUUGCUGCCAUUGAUGCUUCUAAAGCUGUUUUCCAACAAGACCUAGCUGCACUUAGAGAAAAUGGAAAAAUGAAUGGAGAAACAGAGAUUGAGAUCCAUGAUUCAUCGAAGAUCCCGAUCCCGACAACUGGCUCUCCAUUUUCAUGCCAGAAGAAAAUAGAUAUUGGGGAAGAAGCAGUGGAUAAAAAGCAGCAAAUGCCUCCUGCAAGUGUAAUGACUAGGCUUAUACUCAUAAUGGUUUGGAGGAAGCUCAUUAGAAAUCCCAACACUUAUUCAAGUCUUUUAGGGCUAAUAUGGUCUCUUGUAUCCUUCAGGUGGAAUAUUCAAAUGCCUUCUAUUGUGAAAGGUUCAAUAUCAAUCCUAUCAGAUGCAGGUCUUGGCAUGGCUAUGUUCAGUCUAGGUUUAUUCAUGGCUUUGCAACCAAAAAUCAUAUCCUGUGGAAAAUCUGUUGCUACAUUUUCAAUGGCUGUUAGGUUCUUAACGGGGCCAGCAGUAAUUGCUGCAACCUCCAUUGCUAUUGGUCUUCGAGGAGUGCUUUUGCAUGUAGCCAUUGUUCAGGCCGCUCUUCCCCAGGGAAUUGUUCCCUUUGUGUUUGCAAAAGAAUACAAUGUACAUCCAGACAUAUUAAGCACAGCGGUUAUUUUUGGAAUGCUGAUUGCCUUGCCCAUAACAAUUUUAUAUUAUGUUCUUCUUGGGGUGUAA
This is a messenger RNA of Fraxinus pennsylvanica, 1911 nucleotides long. The record is from the annotation of a GenBank genome assembly. Lineage: Eukaryota; Viridiplantae; Streptophyta; Magnoliopsida; Lamiales; Oleaceae.